UGUUCUUCGACCCGUCACUACUCGAUACUAGUCGUCUUGUCUAAGCACCAGAAAAUUUGAAAUAAACAUCCUCUCUGACACAGUUUCUUUUUCUUCUUCAAAAAAAAAAAAAAAAAAAGAGAGAAAAUGGUAGCUCGAAAAUUCCUUGUUCGCUACAGUAACUCCACCUUCGACCUCGAUUACGACACCGACGAUGGCUUCGAGGUUUUCAAAUUCCAGCUUUUCUCUCUCACUUCAAUUCCUCCAGAUCACCAAAAGAUAUUUGGAAAUGAUGAUCUUGUUAUAUCAAACGAAUCCGAUCUUCUUACGAGUGCUAAAAAUGAGCUCAAACUAGUAUCAAUUAGCGAAGAGGACAAGAAUAAUGCUGAUUUCUUGAUAUCCGAUGAGGAAUUGGCGCGAAAGCUGCAGGCAGAGGAAGAGGCGCUAAUGUUACAGCAGCUUACUGUCACUGAACAGAAUCACCAGUUUGACCAAAAGAUAAGGCCUUACGUCACUCAAGUUCUAAUGUAUGAGGACCCAGUGCGGCAGGAGGCAGCACGAAAAACAGUGCCUGUGGAAGAGCUUGAGGAGAAAGCAUUGGUGUCUUUGGCCAAGGAGGGGAACUUUAAACCGUCAAAAAGUGAACAAGACCAAGCUUUCCUGCUGCAGCUGCUUUUCUGGUUCAAAGAAUCAUUCAGGUGGGUCAAUGCACCUCCUUGUGAUGGUUGUGGCAGUAAUACUACUAAUCAAGGAAUGGGUGUUGCACUUCCUUCUGAAAUCCAAUAUGGAGCAACUCGAGUUGAGCUUUAUCACUGCAACCUCUGUCCAAGAACCACUCGAUUCCCACGAUACAAUGAUCCAAUGAAGCUUGUGGAAACUCGAAGGGGUCGUUGUGGGGAGUGGGCCAAUUGCUUUACACUCUACUGUCGGGCUUUUGGCUAUGAAUCUCGUUUGAUCCUGGAUUUCACUGAUCAUGUGUGGACGGAAUGCUUCUCUCAAUUGUUGGGAAGAUGGAUGCAUCUUGACCCUUGUGAAGGAGUAUAUGACAAACCCUUGUUAUAUGAAAGGGGGUGGAAUAAGAAAUUAAAUUAUGUAAUUGCAAUUGCAAAGGACGGAGUUUAUGAUGUCACUAAGCGCUACACAAGGAGGUGGCUUGAGGUUUUGUCUCGUCGGAACAUGAUUACAGAGCGGGUUUUAUCAGCCACUCUCACUAAUAUAACAAAAGAGUGCCGAAGAAGCUUCGAAUCCCAAGUUCUUUCCUUACUUGAAGACCGUGACAAGAGAGAACUGGAAGAAAUUGAGAGAGACUUGCAGUCCUCAGAUGAUAUUUCAGUCUCUUUACCUGGAAGACAGAGUGGGGACAAACAAUGGCGUAUCUCAAGAGCAGAAAUAGGUUACAAAGAAGAUGGUUCGUUAAGUUCUUCUUCUUUCCCUGUCCGUGUAUGCAUAGAUGAGCAUGUGACAAUGAUCUACAAUGCAGUGUACCCUGUUCUUUCUCAAUUUGACAAGAAUUCCGUGUCCAAAUCUAGAAGUCUUGAAAUACUUAAAGUCUUUAGAGGAAUUUUGAAGGAAUUAAGGAAUUUACCCUAUAAAUCAAGGAGAACUUCCAUAAAUCCGUUUCUGCUUCAUUUGCUGCCUUAUUUUGAUGAGUUACUAAAUGCUCUUUCAUUGAAGACUGAGAUAAACACUGAAGAAAAUGUGAUCAUUGGUUUGGCUGGUGAUCCUAUCAAAACUUCCUUAGCACUGCCUGUUGUGUUGGAUGCUUUGGAUGGUACUUGUCUCAUCCUUAACAAAUGUGAGAACUUAAGCAAAGUUUCCCUUUCCUUGCCAUUGAUGAGAUUGAACAGAAUCCAUUCCGGUUCAGUUCUUGCAAGCGGUGAGGAACUUCCUUUUGGAAUAGCCACAUCAGCAUUUGAUGGACUUUGCACAACUAAAUGGGAAGAACCAAAUGGCGCAAGAGGUUGUUGGAUUGUGUAUAGACUACCAGACAGUCAAAUGCAUGAACUAGCAGCAUAUGAUUUGAUGUCCGCCAAUGAUGCCACAGAAAGGGAUCCCAUGGAUUGGGUUGUUGAGGGAAGUGCUGAUGGAGGAUCCAGCUGGUGUGUUUUGGAUAAACAGACUUCUCAGGUGUUUGAAAAUCGUUGUCAGCGUAAAUCAUUUAAUAUUAGAUCUGAAAAUUUCUUCUGUAACGCUUUCAGGUUUAGAUUUCUGGCAGUCAAAGAUGUUCAAUCAACAUCACGGCUGCAGUUGGGUAGCAUAGACCUGUAUGCAAGCAGCUCAGUUUAUAUAGAGCAUAAUUCUCCACAUUGAAUGAGGACUGACCCCAAUCUUACUGUGUAGGAAGACCUCCUACAGAUAAGAGACAUAGGGCUAAAGAGAGCCAAAAAAGGAUCUCUCGUGUAUAAUCCUGCAUAAUCUCAAUUUUGUUUGAUUAUCAUUUAAAUGUUGCUAAAGCCUAAGAACCGAUCAACUUUUCCUGCUAGCCAGCGUUGCAGCUGGUCCUAGGCGACGGCAGGCUGCAUUACUGCAACGCCUUGGAGAGGGAUGGCAUUUGUGCCGGUUCUCUGUGGUGCGGCUUGUAACAAUUUAUUUUUCUACAAUCAAGACCUCAGACCAGAAUCUUUUGGAAAUUGUACUUAGUAAAUUAUUAUCAUGAAGAGACUUAUUGACUUUCUUCAAAUGGUUGAAUCGUCAUUCCAAUGAGAAAAAUUUUGUUGCAACUGUGGGUUCUGUUGCACUUCUAUUUGAA
Molecule: messenger RNA, 2728 nt
Organism: Ricinus communis (castor bean)
Lineage: Eukaryota; Viridiplantae; Streptophyta; Magnoliopsida; Malpighiales; Euphorbiaceae
Product: peptide-N(4)-(N-acetyl-beta-glucosaminyl)asparagine amidase
Exons: 17
Coding region: 127-2289 (720 amino acids)
Biological process (GO): glycoprotein catabolic process; protein deglycosylation; protein quality control for misfolded or incompletely synthesized proteins
Cellular component (GO): nucleus; cytosol
Molecular function (GO): peptide-N4-(N-acetyl-beta-glucosaminyl)asparagine amidase activity
Source: RefSeq, a predicted model, not a curated record